Molecule: messenger RNA, 1323 nt
Organism: Penicillium atrosanguineum
Lineage: Eukaryota; Fungi; Ascomycota; Eurotiomycetes; Eurotiales; Aspergillaceae
Exons: 1
Coding region: 1-1323 (440 amino acids)
Biological process (GO): intracellular signal transduction; protein phosphorylation; intracellular monoatomic cation homeostasis
Molecular function (GO): protein serine/threonine kinase activity; ATP binding
Source: RefSeq, a predicted model, not a curated record
AUGAAGGACGGAAGUCACCACCAGGACACCUGGACAGCUUUCGCAGUGCAUAGAUCUGAUCCCACUGCGGCCCAUCACCACUACUUGACGCGUCGAAAGGGGUCUUUAGCAACACAAGAUUUGAAUGACACUUUUCCUAAUGCAAAGCGCGGAUGGCCUAUCUUUGGCAAUGAGCAUCGUCCCAGCCUGACAUCCGUCUCAACAGACCGUCAACCCUUAAUGCGAGCGGAGACCUCAUCAUCUAUGGAAUCUCGACAGAUCACCUCAUCUCGCCCGCAACGCUCUUUCAAUGACAAAUAUGGUCGGUGCCUUGAGAUCUUACACUACGGCACCAAGACUACUGUCCGUCUUCACCAAUACACGACCGAAGGGGGCCAACCACAGCGUCUCGUCGCUGUCAAAGUUUACCGACACAACAUUAUAGACUCUUCAAGCCCCCUGCCUUCUUCGUCCUGUGACCCUUCAACCAUCGCCAACCUGCACCCUCAUCACCCCAACAUCCUCACGAUAACCGACCUGCUCUACAAUGAACGCUCCGAGCUCUGUCUUGUUAUGCCUUACUGUGCAGGAGGCGAUCUUCACGAACUCCUCGCCCGCACCGGUCCCCUACCAACACCCGAAGCCGACUGCAUUGCCGCCCAGAUUCUCCGUGCCCUAGACUUUCUCCACCAACAAGACAUAGCACAUCGUGAUAUCCGACUCGAAACAGUCCUAUUGACCAAACAUGGAGCUGUCAAAUUAGCCGGCUUCGGAGAUACCCAUAUUCAGCGCCUUUGGUCAGAAUGCGCUACACCACCGGAGCCAGACGAUGACCUGCCCGAACGCCCACAUCCACAUUCCUCGGCGUCUUGGUCCUUUUCCUGGAUGCUCUCGUCUUUCUCUCGCUCCAGUCCACAUUCACCACGACGUGCCUCUGCAGACUCAGUAAGCUCGUCGGCCUCGUUUCCCGGGAUAAGUCUACCUUAUAUGCCCCCUGAAGGAUUCCGUGUUCGAUCACACCGCGCACAUCGGCAAGAUAGCGACGACGAAGGAGAAUACCACGACCCCCGCCCAGCGGAUAUAUGGGCUACCGCAAUCAUCUACCUGGCUUUAGUCACAGGUCGACUCUUGUGGCGCAGUGCGCGUCCGGACCGUGAAGAUAAUAGGUACACGGAGUACUUGCAGGGUCGCCAUGCAGAUGAUGGAUAUCCGCCGAUUGAGGCUCUGGGAAAUGUAAUGACCGACUCCAUUCGUCCUGUGGGAAGAACGUCCGCUAACCAAUGUGACAGAGACGACGAAAUGCCAUUUACGCAAUGCUACACCCUAAUCCACGGAAACGUAUAA